Molecule: messenger RNA, 1993 nt
Organism: Lotus japonicus
Lineage: Eukaryota; Viridiplantae; Streptophyta; Magnoliopsida; Fabales; Fabaceae
Exons: 2
Coding region: 335-1630 (431 amino acids)
Biological process (GO): cell-cell adhesion
Molecular function (GO): protein binding
Source: RefSeq, a predicted model, not a curated record
GCUCAUCCAAACACACUACAAUUGAUUUGAAAGUUAAGAUGGAUUCUAAAUAUAAGAUUUGUGAUUAUUUGUGAGUAGCUUCUACAUUUCCGAAUUAAUUUUAGUUGGUAAAAGCAUCUGCCACCUCUUGCAUGCUUUGAAUUUGAUCUAGUCUUACUCCACACUUUCCAUACCCUAUUGCCCCCUUAUCAUCUUCUCCUCCUUCAUUCCCUUUCUUCCUUAAUACUCCUCCAAACUCCACCUUUUCUGAUCAGAACAAUAUUAAUCUAUGCAUAAGAAUUUGUAAGGAAAAAAGAGAACUAAAAAGAAACUAAAUCUCUUGCAGGAAAAAAAGAUGGUUCAUUGGAUACAUGUUGCGGUGGUAGCAGCCACCACGGGGAGUAUUGCAACCCUUUUUCUGGUUUUCAUGUGGCGCCGGUGUCAUCACAAGAGAGAUCAUCUUGAUCAGAGGAGCAGGAAACAAGGCAAUUUUUUUGUGUUUCAUAAUGGAAGAGGAGAUUUGUUCAGCUGGGCUGAUCAUCCCUACCUUGCUGCUGAUGCUGUUGAAAAUGGAUGGUCUAGAUUUGCAUUCACCAGCUACAAUAGCAACAUAUCAUCAUCUAGUUCAAAGAGAUCAACCAUUUUAGGAGCAUGUGCAGCUGGUGAAAAUGGAAGAGAAUCUGAGGCUGAGAUAAGCUGGGAUGUGUGUCAUGGAUCAAGUGAAUUUAUGCAGAAGAUAAGGCUCAAUUCUGGGUUGAAGAAAGAUGUCCAUCCAAAUUACAACUCUUCCAUGAGUGUUGCUUCUUCUGUCAUUAGAGCUGCUCUGCCUCUACCUGGCCCUCCAUUGGGAAACUAUGCAUUCCCACAAGAAGCCUAUUUUGAAAUCACCAUCUUGAAUUCUCAAGGUGAUGAUCAUGAUCAAGUGGUUAGGAAGAGAGAAGGGGAGAAGACAAAACUCCUCAUUCAAGAUGGUUCAAAUGCUAAGAGUAAUUUGGGCAAUGUUGAGGAUAUGAAACUUGAUGGUACAGAGGGUGGGAAGAGUGGUUCAGUGAUGUUCUCAUUGGGUUUAACAGCAGGAGGAGCUGUUCCUCUAAGAAUCCCAGGCACCUACCCUAGGAGCAUUGGAUUCAACUCAAAUGGUUCUGUCUUUUUUGAUGGAAUGAAACUUAUAUUGGAAUCUGAGAAGGCUCAAUGGGCAGGAACCAAUACAAUAGCUGGCUGUGGAUUUGAUCCAAGAAUGAAGAAGGUUUUCUUCACAUUAGGCUCAGAGUUAGUGCAUGUGAUUCACUGUCAAUUAGUGGAAUUUGGCACUCCACUUUUCCCAACUUUGGCUGCAAACACAGACAUUGAGGUUUUAGUUAAUUUUGGACAAAGUGCAUUCAAAUAUGCACCUGCAAAUGCAAACAGAACACCAAAUCCAUGCUUCAUAGCCCCACUUGUGUAUUCUUCUGGUGCUACCCUGGGCUAUGAUGACAGCAAGGAGCUAUUCUCCAUGGGAAGGAUUGAUUCUCAGUGGCUUAAUCAAUCCACACCCAAAGGGAAUCACAGUAAUUAUGUGAAUAACAAUCGAGCUUCCGAGUUUGAUGAGGAAUCAGAGGCUGAUCUAUUUGAAAUUGUGUUGGAUGGUUCUGAAAAAUCUCCAAAAUCAUAGCUUGUAGUUGUCAAAUACUCAAAUGUAGUUGUCUUGUCUUUGGGAAUUAACUUUGUUGCUGCUUGUUCAAACAUUUGGCACAGGCAUCAACUUCAUUCGGAAGCAUCUCAGCAUCAGCAAGAAGGGCUUAAAAGAAUCAAUGCCUAUACAUGAAUAUUCAAAACACAACACAGAAAGAGAUUCUCAUGUACAUGGAGAUUUUUUCAUCACUUGCGGAGGCUUUAACACUGGCUACUAACUAGUUAUACAGUUUUGGUAUAUUAAAUGUUUUUUCUCCUUUGAUGGCUAAGCAUAUGGCUUUGCUUCUUAGAAGAGAACAUUCUCACUUCAGUGUAAAUAUUAUCCCAAUUCAUUUAUCUUAAA